CAGACGCGCCUGUGUGCCUCCUUCACUACUAAAUGCAUGCUUGGCUGGAGUUUUGGGCGCUGGGUUGUUUGCCGGAUUGUGUGUUCUUUACUUUCCUUCCUACUGGCAAUCGGUUGUCUUCAACUUCCAGAGAGCUUAUGAGCUAGCCUGCGAGCGGUAGCAUAUCGCUGCAUAACAUUGACCUAUCCCGAGUUGCCAACGCGGGCAAAGACACACGUUGGUAGUCACACGUCAUGGGCCUACUAAAGCAUCUGCGGUCAAGGUCGCGCCUGGAACCAAAUGAGCCCCAAGGUCUUACGGCCUACCCUCAGCGGAGCCCGCCAGCACCAUACAGAGGCCGCGAUCAAACGCAGCGUCUGCCUGAGCAGGUGCUAGAGAUCAUCUUCGCAUACGUAUGCCCACACUCCCAGGACCACAGCUAUGAGCCUUCGGAGCGAUCACAGAUCGGAGACGGAUGCAUGCUGUGUGACAUGCGAGAUUUGGCACGAUGCGCUCAAGUCUGUCGCAAAUGGUACGGCGUUGCACAGCGACUCCUGUAUGCCAGCGUACGUAUCGACGCGGUUCACUAUUGCGCGCUUGAGGAGCAGCUGGCCGAGAAGCGCAAGAAAGGCAAGCAUUUCCGCACCAAAAGUGCAGUGAUUGAGCCGGGCGAGGUACCUGCUGUAAGACUGUCCUUGUUGUGCAGAACAGUGCGCGAGCAAGACGCGCUGGCACAGCAAGUACUUAUACUUAAGAUUCCGUACAUGACGCGGGAGACCGCAAAAGGUGAGCUAGCAAGGUGCGUCUCUGCGCUACCAAACUUGCGAUACGUGGACCUCCCCGAUGGCUUCUUCACUGGUGACCCAAGCUGCUUGGCACUACGGCAGGAACUCCAAGCACGAUGUCCGGACAUCCGCAAGAUGAGUUACCGUUCUGGAAGCGAGGAAGCCCUAGAACUGCUCGCGCACAAACACUGGCAAAGCAUCGAGACACUGGAACUUAGCGGCCUGGCUAUCGAGCCUGCAACGCUGAGGAUAGUGCUGGCCAGCCUCCCUACUCUCCACGACUUGACUUUGCGUGACUUGCCUUGGCUUGACGACAGCAUCUUUCAGACCUCGCAGGGCCGGCUUCCGGACUUCCCGCCUCUGCAGUUGCUCCGGCUUGAGGGCUGCACAUCAGUAACUGCGCAAGGGCUGUGCUACUAUCUUGACGCACCUCGGAACCGAGAACUCCUCGCUUCCUUGAGCUUGCAGAGCACUGGUGUAACGGUGCAGGAUCUGCAUGUCUUAUUGUGGAAGGCCAGCCAACUCCAGCACCUCUCCGUCUCCGAGGUCGUCAGCAAGUCGCUUGCAAUUGCAACCGCACAGCUACCCCCGCUCACAUCCAUCAGCCUACGAGUGCUACACUUCGAGAUUACAAGCUCCGAAGAUGUACACGGUCUGCAGAAGCCGGCCGAAACCUACUACGCUUACCUCGCCACGUCCCUACACCUAAAUGCCUUACCUGGCCUGACGACCCUUUUCGUCCGUGAUCCGCACUUUACGGAGCUACUAAUCCUACCUCCCGUUGCAGCUCCAUUUGCGGCGACCGUGGGAUCCGACUCCGGCAGUCUACGCAGCAAGCCUUCCAACCUAUCAGGCGCGUCCUCGUCACGCAUUCACAACACCUCAUCGGCCGGUAAUGCGGCAGCGUAUGGCACUGGCGGCGGUCUUGGGCCGCCCAACCUCGGCGCUGGUGCCCUGAGUCGUGGAGGGUUCAAUCAAACGCUCGAAGUCUUCUCCAAAGGGCUGGACGAACUAGAAUGGGUCUUCACAUCCAUCUCCCCACCAUCCAAAACCAUCAAUGGGCGUGAUAGAGCCAUCUCUAGCUCUACCGGAGGCCGCCCACUCUCCGCUUACAGCGCCGCGCUCGGUCUCGGUCCACAAUGGGCACAGGGCGGGUUCGGAGGGGACGCACGCAAGUCCGUCAUCGUUGGCAAUGGCUUCGGUGGCUUUCUAGCCGUGCCCCAAGAGGAAGUGCCGCGACCACCAACAAGCGAUGGCUCACAUCAAAUCGAUGGGGCUGGCGGGACAAGAUGGGGCUCCAUUGGCAGCCAAGCGACUGCGGGCAGCCAGGGCAGUCGUGGGAGUUUUCUGAAGCCACCGCCUAGCAUCAGUAGCUUCGCUGGCAGUACAGUGAGCGUUGCAAGUGACAGGCGCGAGAGUAAGCAUGAUCUGUGGCGAUGAUUGUAUGAAUUGAAACGAUUUGGCGAUCAUUGCAUACGAAUGGUGUUGUGAGCUGGGCAAUGGUGGGUUCAAAGUACCUUGCGGGAAUACUUUCUUCGAAAACGCGAUUGUACCCGUACAACAACUAGCACCGGCAGACUGCGGUUUGCGAGCGUUACGUGUUGAAGAUGAUCUGGAAAGACAUUUUCCUAGCAGGCCCCAUCAGUUUCAGACGGCUCGAAUUGACUCGCGGCAGCACUUUGCUGCUGCUUGAUACUGCCCAAGCGUCAACACGAUCUAGUGGAUGCAUGUCAUGAAGUCGGAACGACUUCGCGGCCUAUCCACCGAAACCUUCGUCGACGCGCCCUAGCACAAUUAAGUCCGCAAACCCCGAGGCAGGAACUCGUCGCGUCAGAUGCGGUCGAAGCACGACAUCUACCCUACGUGACAUCGCCUGCAGAUCUCACCUACUUCACCCAAUAAUCGUC
Molecule: messenger RNA, 2671 nt
Organism: Baudoinia panamericana UAMH 10762
Lineage: Eukaryota; Fungi; Ascomycota; Dothideomycetes; Mycosphaerellales; Teratosphaeriaceae
Exons: 1
Coding region: 234-2204 (656 amino acids)
Molecular function (GO): protein binding
Source: RefSeq, a predicted model, not a curated record